Williopsis jadinii is the source of this 618-nucleotide messenger RNA. RefSeq names its product peptide alpha-N-acetyltransferase MAK3 (gene MAK3). Gene Ontology annotation, cellular component: NatC complex. The transcript has a single exon. The coding region runs from base 26 to 547 and encodes 173 amino acids. Gene Ontology annotation, biological process: N-terminal peptidyl-methionine acetylation. Gene Ontology annotation, molecular function: protein-N-terminal amino-acid acetyltransferase activity. The record is from RefSeq and is a predicted model, not a curated record. Lineage: Eukaryota; Fungi; Ascomycota; Saccharomycetes; Phaffomycetales; Wickerhamomycetaceae.
UUUAACCAAGAGAGGAGCGAAGGCCAUGACAGAAGUAACGUACCAUACACUAGAGGCUGGUAACGAUGAAGAGCUUCAUGCGUUGAAGACCAUGAUUAGCGAUGAUCUUUCGGAGCCUUAUUCCAUCUAUGUGUAUCACUUCUUCCUCUCACAAUGGCCAGAGCUCUGCAACAUUGCAAAGUUGAAUGGUGAGACGAUUGGUGUAAUCAUCUGUAAGAUAGAACCACAUCGAGACGUCAGAUCGAGAGGGUAUAUAGGGAUGCUCGCUGUUAAGAAGGAACAUAGGGGGCACGGAAUUGCAAAGAAACUGGUGCGUAUUUCCAUAGAGAAGAUGAUCAAGGCCGGGUGUGAUGAGAUCAUGUUGGAGACGGAGGUGGUUAACAAACCGGCAAUUGCUCUCUAUGAGCAUAUGGGAUUCAUAAGGAGCAAAAGACUCUAUAGAUAUUAUCUUAACCAGCACGACGCAUUCAGAUUGAUACUGCCAAUCACUUCAAAGUCAACGGUACGGUCUGUAUACUUACAACAUUCGGAUCAACUUGCUACAUAGUUUUCAUUAUAACGAAGGCCCUUUUUCUCCAGUUUAUAGGGAAUUAAUAGUAUACAUAGUAUCUCCCCUUG